Molecule: messenger RNA, 3221 nt
Organism: Gekko japonicus
Lineage: Eukaryota; Metazoa; Chordata; Lepidosauria; Squamata; Gekkonidae
Gene: AZI2
Product: 5-azacytidine induced 2
Exons: 8
Coding region: 92-1219 (375 amino acids)
Biological process (GO): canonical NF-kappaB signal transduction
Cellular component (GO): cytoplasm
Source: RefSeq, a predicted model, not a curated record
GAGCUAUUCUGCCCUUCCUCCAAGGAGCUCAGGAUAGCAUACCUGUUCUUCCCUCUGUCAUUUUGUCCUCGCAACAACCUUGUGAGGUGUCAUGGAUGAACUAGCUGAAGAUGAUAUUGAUAUUUUGAAUCAUGAAAAAGCGGACACUCAUCAUAAGAGAGAUGGCGAAAUUCCUAUUCCAAUGUAUACAGGAGAAGAAUCUGUUGCUUCACAUUUUGCUCUUGUCACUGCUUAUGAAGAUAUAAAAAAACGACUGAAGGAGACAGAAAGAGACAAUUCUUUGCUAAAGAAAAGAGUAAAAUGGCUAGAAGAAAAGCUUCUUGGCUCCCGUGUGGAAGAAACCACAAGCUCUGUAGGCCCUGAGCAGGUUAACAAAGCCUACGAAGCAUACCGAGAGGCUUGUAUUGAACGAGAUAAUCUGAAAAGUAAACUUGAUAAGAUGAUGAAAGAGAGCACAGAAUCAUUGAAACUCAUGAAUGAGCAGUUGCAGUCUAAAGAAGUGGAGCUCCUACAGCUGAAAACUGAAGUGGAAACGCAACAAGUGAUGAAGAGUCUGACUUGUAAUCCAUCCAGCUGGGAAAUAGACAAGCUGAAUAAUGCUCUUAAGGUGCACAGUUUGGAGACAGAUUUAGAGAAACUGAGAGAAGAAUGUAAUGAUCUUAGAAAAGAAUUAAAAAAAUCUAUAUGGAAGGCUCAUUCUCACGAAGGAACUUUACUAAAUGGAGAAUUUUUGCAACCCGAGAACAUUCAUAGUGAAAGCCUUCAGCAAGCAUACUGGGAACUGAAGAGGGAGAUGUCUAAUCUACAUCUGGUGACAGAAGUGCAAGCCGAAGUGCUGAGAAAGCUGAAACUGAUCCCAUCUGCAACAAAGAAAGUGUCGUCCUGUGCACCUGUUCAAUGUAUUGAAGACCUUGAAAAUUUUGCUGCUUCCAGUGCAGCAUUUAAGAAGAGGCUACUUGUACCAAAUGAACAAGUUUUCAGCAGUGCUGUGUCUUCCCCAUCCUGUACUGAUGAGAGACUUAGCCCAGUCUGUAACUCUCCCUUUCAAGAACAUAACUCUUAUGGAAAGAGCUCUCUGGAAGAUAAUUCUUGGGUCUUCCCAAGCCCUCCAAAACCUAGUGAGACAAUGUUUUGGGAAAUGAAAAGUAAAAUGUCUCACUUAAACUUUUCAGAAAACAGUUUGGAUCAGUGUAACCAAAACUGCCUGCACAAGAGCUAAGAGCUUUAGGAGGAACUUGAUAGGCUCCUGUAUGCGUAAGAGGCAAAUAGCUAAUGGGAAAGAACAUGGUGACAGUGUCAUAAGUAAUCCAAGCUGGAUCUUAAUUUUUCCACUGUAGUGUGACAUUGAAAGUGGUCCAUUGAAGUCUAAGGGAUGAUGUUUGAUGUAAGGCUAGCGUACGUAAGUCGGCCCUGAUGUUUCUGAUUGCACACCUGCGAACUGCUAGAGUAUUAAACUUCUGAGUAAAACAAAAGCCGUACACUGCAGCUAACUGUGUGAAUAACUUUGCUUUGAAAUACAGUAUGUUCAGACAGUCCUUCAAGCUCUUUUUGGACAGUCUCUCCUUCUUGGGCUUCUCAGGUAAAGCAUGAAGUUGGAAUGUGAUUUAGUUUUUACCUCCAGAUCUGAACCUGGUUUUUCCAUGAUGUGUGGCAUCUUCUGAGAAGAAAACGCGAAUGGACAAAAUGAUGAUGAUGUGUGUACUAAGCCAAAUUAUUAGGAAUCCUUAUUGAGAGUGUAUAUCCACUCUAAUCAGCCUUACUGUGAAGGUUUUGAGGUAGUAGAAUCCUUUACCCUGAGAGGAACUGAGAAUCUCUUAAAAACAUGCCAGAUUCUGUGAUCUUCUCACAAAUGGCAUUCUGUAUACACUGCUGCCUCUUGAGGCCUAUCUAAAAUGCAGUGAUCACUUGGGUGCCUAAUCUGCCAGUUACCAAAACCUUCACUUUAUAAUUUCUAAGACCAAUAACUUUGCUUGGAUACAGAAACCUCCAGAUGCCUUAAUAUAAGUAGGCAGAACUUGAACCAUCCGAAAGCAUUUACUCUUUUGAUAACACAUAACUACUGUAUUACAUUCACUAGUGUCCAAUGUCCAAAACAUUAUGUCCUUGGGUAUCAAAACAGUCUCUCCUUAUUCAGAUAUUUCUAUGCUCCUUGCUGCUCUUAUCUAACCAACAUGGCUUAUACAAAGUAGUCUGGAAUUAAAUGCUAUAUUAUUGAUUAGAUAGUUUGUAGUUAAGAUCUAAUAUUAAAAUUUAUUAAUCUGUAUUAACCUCCUUUAAGGAAAGAAGAGUGGAUUUCAUCAGGGCAAGUAAAUUGACAGUUUUCUAGAAUUAGAUUUUUCUGAUUUGUCUUUAAGAUGCAGGGAGAAAAUAGCAAAUUAUCACUUUUGUAAUUCUGGGAUGGCUGGAUGAAGGCCUAGCAAUGUAAUGACAGGCUAGGCAGGUAUGUGUCAGGAUCAUUCCAGUAUUAUAAAAUCAUACCUUCUAUCAUUUUCUCCUUGUUUCUAUAUUAACAUUUCUGAUGCAUUAAUAGGGAAAAGUGACAUUUGAUCAGGGCCAAGAUAGCUUGUUUGAUAACGAUAUAUUUUUUAAAAAUCCUGCUGCAGAGAUGUGAAAAGAUAGUCCUCAACAGCAUACCCAUAUCAGUGGUGUACUGUGACAGAAAAAGACAUUUUCCUUUCCCUGCAUUGCAGUUCAAAGAUUUCAGUGCUGGCUGCUUUAUUCCUUUUCAUAUAGCCUGGAGAGAAUUUUUAUUUGUGGAGGAAGAAGAAAGGAUGCCUUCUACUGUUAGUGAAUGACAUACAUAAAUAACGUGCAUGCCAUUCACCAGAUAUUGUUUUUUAUCUCUUAUCUUGCUCACGUAUCUUGGCUUGUCUGUGAUUAAUGGAAAUGGUGUUGGAUGCUGGAAUUUAUUCUGACCAAUGAACAUAGCAGACUCAAGGGAGUACAAUCUCCUGCAGAGUAAUAGAACAGAACCCAAUAUGCAUAAAAUAAAUCCAAGUCACUAGACUUUAGCUGAUAGAACCAACUACCUGUGUAAUAACAAAGCAGCAGAAGCCAUUUCUCAUGUGGCUACAUAGCUCUGAUGUUUUUUCUCGGUGCUGCUUCCUUGGUUGCAGAGACAUGGAUGAUGAACACUCUCCAACACACCAACCCACUUAAUGUCUGAACAAUGUACUGAAGAAAUUGUCAUAUUUUUAAAUAAAUUAUUUUUGUUUGAAAAA